AUGUCUUGGGAUUGUUACAGUUUGAAGGGCUAUUCAUUUUGGCGUUUUGAUAGGACGUGCGGCCCUGGCUUGCCUUUAAAUGGCGGCGGUGUCGCCGUCUACUUCAGGGAAAGAUUCGAUAUGAAGCGGAUCUAUCUUGAUCAUAUUGAUGGCCGGCUGGAAUACAUAUGCGUGUUGGGAAAAGUUCAGGGAUUACGCUUGUGUGUCUGUGUUGUCUACAAGCCUCCGAAUAUCCCUUACUCAUGCUUUGCUUCUCUGUUCCACGCCCUCUUCAUUGACAUGCUCUCUCAAGUUGAUGAGGUGAUUUUGAUGGGCGACUUUAAUGUUGAUCUUCUUGGGAACAAUAAGCCGGAGUUCAAAUAUUUCAGGAAUCUCUUGGCAUCGAUGAACCUUGCUCAGAUCGUCAAUGAGCCAACCCGCGAAACAGACAAUACCGCAGCCUUGAUUGAUCAUAUCAUCGUUAGGAAUUCCCUGAGCAACAUGACUGUUGGUGUGGUUGACACGUCUAAGAUCUUGGAUGGUCGAGGCAAGCGUAUCACUGACCACAAGUUGGUUUUCUGUGACUGCCCUUGCAAGACUAAGGAAAGGAUGAAGGAAAAGUUCAUUUCCUACAGAGAACUGUCAAAAGUGGAUCUGCAAAUGUUUUCCUCAGAGCUUUCCUCCAUUGAAUGGCAUGGGAUUGAAAUUCAGAGUGAUGUUGACGAUGCUGUGGAUAUGUUAACCGCGGGAAUUAUGCAGGUAUUUGAUGCAUGUGCUCCAUUGGUAAAAAAGCGUGUGACCAAAAGGAAGGCGCCUUGGCGAAAUUCAGAAAUAAUGCUUUUGACAUGCACAAAAAACCAAUUAAAAAAAGAUUUACUUUGUCGUAAUGAUGCACGUGCGAAAGCGGCAUACUCUAGCGCACGCAAUAAACUUAAUUACGCCGUUAGAAAGGCGAAAAAAGAUUAUUUUGCGGCAAAGUUAAAGUGCAGUGACUCAAAAUCUUUCUGGGCAACCUUGCGCGCAGGAGAUCUAAAGGUGGGCACUGCUGGCGGUUCUAUAUCGGUUAAUAUUUCCCCGGAUGAAAUUAACCGCUACUUUGCUGGCUUGGGUGGGGAUAACAGUGUGAACCCGGAAAGGCUCGGUUUUUAUAAGCACGCUACUUGCGAAAAGGUUCAAGAUAAAUUUCAGUUUCGGCAGGUGAGUGAGAGUGAGGUAAAAAACAUUAUCAACAGUAUCUCCACAGCGGCUUUUGGCAUUGACGGAAUUUCAAUCAUCAUGGUCAGAGCAGUUCUCCUCUGGCCGAUUCCCCUCUGGAUGGAAAAAAGCCUGGUCAUCCCUCUUCCCAAAAAUAGUAAUCCUACUAGUGUGUCCGAGCUUAGGCCCAUUUCCAUUUUGCCAGUUCUGUCUAAGGUUUCAACAAUGUGGUUUCGCUCUUAUCUGAUCGACAGAACCCAGGUAACUAGGGUGAAUGACCGUCUUUCAGGGAUUGCUCUCAGGGAGUCAGGGGUUCCUCAGGGACUCAAGCGACAAGAUAAACUCCGCAUAUUUGAAGCUGAAAAAGCCAUGAAAGAUAUAAAAAAAAAAGCAAAAGAAGUCAGAAAAACAGUGAAACGUAGAAUAUUUGAGAAUGAGGAAGACCCAGAUGACCCAGCCUAUGGCUAUGGUGCACACUAA
Molecule: messenger RNA, 1653 nt
Organism: Homalodisca vitripennis (glassy-winged sharpshooter)
Lineage: Eukaryota; Metazoa; Arthropoda; Insecta; Hemiptera; Cicadellidae
Exons: 3
Coding region: 1-1653 (550 amino acids)
Molecular function (GO): catalytic activity
Source: RefSeq, a predicted model, not a curated record